GAGCACCCUUACCAAAGCAGCCCAGAAUGUCUAUUACAAUACCAACCUUGAAUUUAGAACCACCUCCUAACUCAGAUUCAGCUGACUCUAACACCACACAGCUAACUCCUCCCGAGUCGCAUGCGCCGCAAGCACAUCCAGCCCACUAUCGAUAUCCUUUGGAGGGACCAGAUGAGGCACGCCAUGACGAUAGCUCACUUAAGCCUUCUGGCACUUCAUCAGAUGGCGACUCCUCAGAAAAUCCUUUAUUGAACAGCAGCUUCAUAGCAGAUCCUUCAUCAGCUAUUGGAAGAACGAAGGAACAACGCUUGAAAGACAAGGUGAUAGGUCAACUUAUGGGGUUGAUUGGACUAGACACCGUGAAAGACAACUUCAAGGCUAUAGAGGACGAAAUUGCUUUGAACAGGCGUCUAGGAGUCAACAUGAAGCAGGGACAGUUCCAUGCUAUCUUCCAGGGAAAUCCAGGAACAGGCAAAACCACAGUAGCUAGGCUUUACGCCAAAUUCCUAUAUUCAAUGGGAAUAGUGACAUCCAGGAGGUUCAUUGAGACUUCUGGUACGAAGUUAGCCUCAAUGGGACCGUCAAAUAUCAUGCAAAUUUUCGGCUUGAGGACCAGUAAUAGCUCUUCCGAACCGUCCGACUCAAGCGAUAAUGGUUCCGUGGCACCAUCGAGACGCAGGAAUAGAAGGAAGUCUGGAGGCGUCUUGUUUGUCGAUGAAGCAUUUCAACUCGUUGCCCCCCAUGCAGGUAGUUCUGGGAAGCAGAUACUCGAUGUUAUCCUAACGGAGAUGGAGAAUAGCUCUGGAAGUUGGGUUGUUAUCUUCGCUGGAUAUAAGAGCGAGCUUGAGCUAUUCCUUGCACACAACGCAGGGCUACAGAGUCGAAUUCAGUACUACAUGGAUUUUGAUGACUUCAACGACACCCAGCUCCGGGAAAUCCUCGUGCGCCUAAUAAAAGAGAGUUAUGAUAGCAAGAUGAAAAUCGAAUGUGGCACAGAUGGUAUCUACAUGAAAGCAGCUAUUUACCGACUCUCUCGUGGUCGGGGCAAGCAAGGGUUCGGUAACGCACGUGCCGUUGAGACUCUUCUUUCUACGAUCAAGAAACGCUACGUGCAAAGGCUUCGCGGAGCUGGAUCCAUAUCAACGGACCAGUUGUUCUUUUUAACAAAAGAAGAUAUAAUUGGGCCGCCGCCUUCAAGCGUGAAAGACAGAAGCGAUGCCUGGGUCAGACUCCAGGCGCUCGUCGGCCUAGAAGAGGUUAAAAGCUCAGUUGAGAACAUGUUUGCGAUGGUUCAAGAAAACUAUUAUCGGGAACUAGACGGCAAGAAACCGUUUGACGUCCCCCUUAAUCGAAUCUUUGUUGGUUCACCAGGAACUGGGAAGACAACUGUGGCUAAGCUGUACGGUAAAAUUCUAGUCGACUUGGGAUUUCUAAGCAACGGAGAUGUUGUGAUCAAGAAGCCAGUCGACUUUAUUGGCAGGGCAGUUGGAGAAUCCGAAGCGAACAGUAAGGCCAUCUUGGCAUCGACACUUGGCAAAGUUCUCAUCAUCGACGAAGCCUGCAUGCUUGACCCCGGGGACCCAGCAGGCACACAGGAGUCGUUCAAGACGGCGAUUCUCGAUACACUGGUUGCGGAGAUACAAGGCGUUCCGGGCGAUGAUCGUUGCGUAAUUCUCCUUGGCUAUGAAGACAAAAUCAACAGGAUGUUCCAGAAUGCCAACGAAGGAUUGACUGGAAGAUUCAUGGCCGACAGGCCGUUUCGUUUCACUGAUUACAGAAUUGAAGAACUCGAUAUGAUGCUGCAGCGAUACAUAAAAGAACAUGAUCUUACAUUUGCAGAUAAUGCAAAAGAGGCAGCUAUGGGUGUCCUAUCAAGAUCAAAAAAAAAAUCGAUAUUUCAGCAACGGAAGGGAAGAGGCAUAAAAUCAGCCUCCAGCGGUGUUCUUCACCCAGAAGACUUCGAUCCCACUUUCAACCGUAGAAACAUUUCAAGUUUCAAUAUCAGGGUGGACUUAGAGGGCAAGGUCUCGAAUGAGAUUAUCCAAGAACUAGAGGUAUAUGGAAGAAUACUACGGAGCGGGAUUAAGGAUCCAUUUGAUCAUAUUCCUACCAGCUUCAUUCUCAAAGGCCCCACAGGCACUGGGAAAUCUACUUUAGCAAGAUACCUGGGUAAAAUGUUCUAUGACAUGGGAUUCCUCCUGCACGACACGGUCAUCGAAUGCUGGGCAGCAGACCUGGUCGGCCAACACGUUGGUCACACGGCCCCAAAGACUCGCGCCCAAUUUUUAAAAGGCCUUGGGAAGGUGCUCAUCGUGCACGAUUUUCACCGACUAAAGGAUUGCGGAUACAACAAUGAAGCAAUCGACGAACUUGUUUCUCUCAUUCCCCAGUACCACGGUGGUAUGGUAAUAGUUCUAAUAGGGCAAGGCGACAAAAUAAACCAGCUCAUGCGCGAUCGGCCGGAUCUUGAGAGAUUGUUCCCGAAGAAGCUUACAUUCAAGAAUCUCGGGCUUUUAGACUCCUUGGCCAUUCUUGAGACGGAAUUACAGGCGAAUGGAAUGAAGUCAACAUGGUCCUCGUCCAAAGAUGUUAGAAAGGGGCUUUCCAUAUUGAUCAGCUUACCGGGGUGGAGCAACGUUAAAGAUAUUAAAGCCCUGGUUUCUCGCAUGAUUCAGAAUGCAUAUAGAGUGGAGGAACCCGACAUAUUCAAGGAUGAAGCGGGAAAUAUGUGCAUUCCAGAACAUGUUGCUCUAUCAUGCAUUAGGGAGGUGUUCAUUGAGAGAUGUAUACCUCAUAAGCACAACAAGGAGUCGAGUCCAAAUUCUUCUUCCAAGGCCGAGGUCAAACAUGAGGUCCGCCGCGAGCAUGCUCAUAAGCAACAACAUAGCGAAAAGGAAGACAAGUCCAGAAGCGUGCAAGAAGUGCUUCAGAAUUCUCGCUGCGAAGCUGGAUAUGCUUGGAGAAGAGAAGGAUGCGGAUACCGAUGCGAAGCAGGAUCUCAUUAUAUCUCAGAUGCCGAAAUAGAAGCAAAAAGGUAA
Molecule: messenger RNA, 3038 nt
Organism: Daldinia vernicosa
Lineage: Eukaryota; Fungi; Ascomycota; Sordariomycetes; Xylariales; Hypoxylaceae
Product: P-loop containing nucleoside triphosphate hydrolase protein
Exons: 7
Coding region: 27-3038 (1003 amino acids)
Molecular function (GO): ATP hydrolysis activity; ATP binding
Source: RefSeq, a predicted model, not a curated record